ACGCGCGUCGCACGCAGAACUCUCGAGAUUCCCCCCGAUUUUCGGUAUAUUCAUAUAUUCAGUUCGCUUUGUGGAGGAGCAUUAAGAAAUGGUGCAUCAUUUGGCGCUCCUGCUCCUGGGAGUGCUCUCUUUUUGGCCAGCUGCCACUUUGGCCGCAGAUCAGCCCUCUCGAAUUGUCUGCUACUUCAGCAACUGGGCUGUUUAUAGACCUGGCAUCGGUCGAUAUGGUUUGGAGGAUGUGCCCACCGAUCUGUGCACUCAUAUCAUUUACUCCUUUAUCGGUGUUAGCGACAAGAACUGGGAUGUCCUCGUAAUCGAUCCCGAUUUGGAUGUCGACCAAGGGGGCUUCAGCAAGUUUACCGAAUUGAAAAAGACCCAUCCCAAAGUAAAAUUGGAGGUAGCAGUGGGUGGCUGGGCGGAAGGUGGCUCUAAGUACUCAAAAAUGGUGGCGGUUCGAGAGCGGCGACAGAGUUUCAUACGCAGUGUGGUUAGCUUCAUGAAGCAGUACAAUUUCGAUGGUUUCGACUUGGAUUGGGAAUAUCCUGGGGCCACGGAUCGCGGUGGCUCCUUUUCGGACAAGGACAAGUUCCUCUACUUCGUUCAGGAACUGCGACGCGCCUUCGAUCGCGAGGGUCGAGGAUGGGAAAUCACCAUGGCGGUGCCGGUGGCUAAGUUCCGCUUACAGGAGGGAUACCACGUUCCGGAAUUGUGCGAAUCGCUAGAUGCCAUUCAUGCCAUGACCUAUGACCUGCGAGGAAAUUGGGCCGGAUUCGCUGACGUUCACAGUCCGCUCUACAAGCGAAAGCACGACCAAUACGCCUACGAGCGCCUGAAUGUGAACGACGGCCUCGCCUUGUGGGAGGAGAUGGGCUGUCCGGCCAACAAGCUGGUGGUGGGCAUCCCCUUCUACGGCCGCACCUUCACGCUGAGCAGCUCGAACAAGAACUACAACAUGGGCACCUACAUCAACAAGGAGGCGGGCGGCGGAGCUCCGGGUCCCUACACGAAUGCCAGCGGCUUCCUGGCCUACUACGAGAUCUGCACCGAGGUGAUGGACAAGUCCAAGGGAUGGACUGUGGAAUGGGACGACGCGGGAAUGGUGCCCUACACCUACAAGGACACCCAGUGGGUGGGCUACGAGAACGAGGCGUCGGUCCAGAUCAAGAUGGACUAUAUCAAGCAGCGUGGCUAUGCUGGGGCCAUGACCUGGGCCAUCGAUAUGGAUGACUUCCAUGGACUGUGCGGCAAGAAGAACGGUUUAAUGCAGAUACUCUACGACAACAUGAAGAACUAUCGUGUUCCGGAACCAACAAGGGAAACUACACCAAGGCCUGAGUGGGCAAAGCCUCCAGCAACCCCACCAAAUCCGGAUGAGGCUACAUUGGUGCAAACGCAACCAACAAUGAGUACCACCAAAAGGCCAAAGCCAAAGCCCAAACCAACUUCAAGUCCGAUGAGCCCAACUGCUGUGCCUGUGCCAACUGCUGGUACUAGCACUCAAAAGCCAACCACAAAGAAACCCAAAAAGCCCAAGAAGACGACGACCACCACGACAACCACAACCACUCCUGCUCCGGAAAAAAGCACUGAGGAGCCCGAAGAAAUAGUUGAUCCUGAACCUGCAGAACCCGAACAGCCAGCAGGACCCCAGUUUGAUCCCAGCGAAAUCGAUUGUACCAACCGUGACUUUGUUCCACAUCCCAACUGCCGAAAGUACUACCGAUGUGUCCAUGGCAAACCCGUGGAAUUCGAAUGCAAAGAGGGAACCGCUUUCCACACCGUUCUGAAUGUCUGCGAUUGGAUCGAGAAUAGCGAUCGGUACUACUGCACCCGCAUGAAGAAGAAGCAGAAGGGCAACGAGGCCCACUAACUGUCCCAAAAUAUAUAUUUUUAAAUUAUUUAAAAAACUCAAGCCCUAGCAUAGGAUGGGUAAAUCUUUAUUUAAACUUAGAACUAGAUGAUUAAGUAUUUUAAUUUAAUGGCAUCUUGGGGGUAUAUCUUAGGAUAACCAGACGAGACGAAAACAAUAAAAAUAAAUAUGAUUUUAAAGUCGAAUAAACCAA
Drosophila takahashii is the source of this 2063-nucleotide messenger RNA. It is a transcript of the gene Cht5, whose product is annotated as Chitinase 5. Gene Ontology annotation, molecular function: chitin binding; chitinase activity. Gene Ontology annotation, biological process: carbohydrate metabolic process; chitin catabolic process. Gene Ontology annotation, cellular component: extracellular region. NCBI's taxonomy places the organism in Eukaryota, Metazoa, Arthropoda, Insecta, Diptera, Drosophilidae. The record is from RefSeq and is a predicted model, not a curated record.